CAGUUGAAAAUUAGCUGUUAACUGGUGAAAAAUAUUGGCAAUUCAGAAAAUUACCUAGAAAAUAUCGAUGUAUAUUUUAUACCACAGCCAGCGUAGACGGCCCAGCCAGUGCUAGGGCUAGCCCGACCGGCAGUAGCAUAUCGGCCGGACUUGUUGGUGAUCUUCUAUCCUCUCCAGCAGUAUGCUGAGGGUGUGCACGACCCUAGUCGCACGCAUCAUCAAUCUAUUCUUAUCACUUCCCAAAUCGCCACACACUUGUUCAAGAACUACGCCAGAUAAAGAAUUUGCCCUUUCUACAUCACAAGCCCACAGAUAACUACCAGGUCCAUGAAAGUACCGAAACUCAAGCUCUACCACCUUUUGGCGGUCUUGUUUUACAUGGCUCACCCCCUGUCAUGCUCACUCAUAGAUGUUAGCUACCCCGACCUCAGCACGGACAGGGCACUGACGUCCGACUCCAACACCGACCUCGUGCUCAUCUUCGUAGCGGUGUUUUCCUUCUUGAGUCUUGCGUUGCUUGUUUCGUGUAUAGCCCUAUUGAUUGUAUUUAUCAGGAGAAGACUAGCGGUGUCUGAAGCAGAACUCAUACGACAAGAAGAGAACCAGGUGUACCUCGAGCUCGACAGCGAUGAACAGGAGUUGUACUUCCAGUCCAAAGAGUACUUGGCGGAAAACCCCUACUUUCGAAACGAUCUUACCCUCUCACAGAAUCUCCUUAUUCUGGAAAAGGGCAUAGGAGCAUGGGAGUUUGUCAAAGAUGCUCUCUUGACGAACCACGAGUUGUUGAUCCUCAACAAGUACGAGUUAAACUUUUUCAAACCCAUGGAGUGCUCGGUACUGACCAAUCUUCCGAUCCCUACCAAGAACGAUGUCUACUACUUUGAAAGCAAAGUCUACAGUCUACCCAACGUGGAGAACACCAAGAUCAGCAUUGGGAUGGGUGUCAGGCCCUAUCCUUGGUUCCGGCUUCCAGGAAGACAUGCCCAUUCGGUUAGCUACGAUAGUGAUGGCCAUCGAAGACACAACCAACCAUUCAAGGUUACCACCCCUCCACCAUUUCCUUCGUUGAUCGAAGGAGAUGUGGUAGGCGUUGGUUAUCGGGUCAGAAGUGGAACCAUUUUCUUUACCCGAAAUGGCAAGAAAUUGAGUGAAUCAAAACUUGGUGGACACAUUAAACACUUUAAAAUCCCCCACGAGGGCCAACUUUAUCCAAUUAUAGGAGCGAGUAAUUUAUGCUCGAUUCAUGUCAAUUUAGGCCAAAUGGGGUUUGUGUUUAUUGAGGCCAACGUCAAGAAAUGGGGGUUUGCACCGCUAGAAGGAAAUGGUCCUGCUCCCCCUGCCUACAAUAAGUUCAAUUCGGACAUUCUUCUUGAGCGGUCGGAGAUUGAUGAAAAUGACCUCAGUGAAAGAGACAGUGAUUUCCCGCCGGACUUUUGGCGGGAUCAGGAGGAGAUGGCCUAUGAUGAAGAUGAUGCCAAUGACAAGUUUAGUUAUAAUGCGUACAGUGAUGCGAAUUCGGUGGACGAGCGAAUUACUUUAAGCAGUCUUGUGCCGCCGAACAUGCCUCCGUCGUACGAGUCGGGGCUGGAUGCGGAUGAUGAAGGAGACGAGGCGGUAGAUAUGCCACUGCCGGGGAGUGCACCGGAGGAGUUGCAGGAGGUUGAGGUUCGGGAUUUGGAGGUUUCUGUGGAAGCUUCGCACCCCGAAGCUCUGGAAGUCAAUCUCCAUUCACGCGACUGCAAAGGUGUGGGGGCCGAAACGAGCACGCAGCCUGAUCCACAACUGUCUGAGUUGCCGCUUACCCCCACCACUCUGCCUCUUUCCCAGACACCCCGAUCCACCUCCCUGUAUCUCACCGAAACACCCACCUCGCCAUCUCACGUUCACCCAUGAUACCCUCCAUAAUAUCUUCAUAGUUAAUACAAUCAUCCUCG
This is a messenger RNA of Yamadazyma tenuis ATCC 10573, 1934 nucleotides long. The record is from RefSeq and is a predicted model, not a curated record. NCBI's taxonomy places the organism in Eukaryota, Fungi, Ascomycota, Pichiomycetes, Serinales, Debaryomycetaceae.